AUGGCUCAUCCGAUGGCGACAGGAGAGGCAGCAACAAGCUCCGCUGCUGCAGCUUCCCCUUUUGACGAUACCAACGUGAACGGCCACACCAACAGUAGGCCUCGCCAUACACAUCCCGCCUUUCCCACCGAGAACGGAAACACGACAAACACCAACAACAACAACUGCAACAGGCUAGAAGACUCCCUCUGCAGCAGCGCUUCCUACUCCCUCUACUCGGACGACAACGAGAUGGACGACCCGACCACCGACACCUUUCCCGUCCCCCACGACCCGACCCUCCUCCCCGGCGGCUCCCGCGACCUCUCCUUCAUCUCCCUCCAAGCCUUCCUCUGCGGAUCCGUCUUUGCCACCGGCCUCCUCUGCUCUCUCUUUCUCAUUCACCACAACGUCCCCUGGUGGCGGCUUCCAGCUUUCCUCACCUGCCUGAGUCUGUUCCAUUACCUCGAAUUCUGGACCACGGCAGCUUACAACGUCCCCGCCGUGCGAGCUUCGAGUUUCCUGCUCUACAAUAACGGUAGAGCGUAUACAUUGGCGCAUACCAUGGCUUCGAUAGAGAUUGUGCUGUCGCAAUUCCUGCCUUCCUACCAGAAAUUUUUGGUCUCGCCAUGGACUAUUUCCCUCGGGAUGCUGUUGGUGUUGAUCGGACAGAGUGCGAGGAGUAUAGCAAUGGCGCAAGCCGGCACGAAUUUCAACCACAUUCUCGUCACGGAAAGGAAAAGGGACCACGAACUCGUCAUCGAUGGAUUGUACGCGUAUUUCCGACAUCCGAGCUAUUUCGGAUUCUUCUGGUGGGCUAUUGGGACACAGUUGCUUGUCGGGAAUAAGAUCUGUUUGGUCGGCUAUGCGGUUGUGUUGUGGAAAUUCUUCAGCAAUAGGAUCAGGAGUAUGUCUUUUUACUUUUUGCGAUUCUCUCAUUGCAAUACAGCGGCUGACAUACUCUACUUAGAGGAAGAAAGGCAUCUGGUCGAUUUCUUUGGCGACAAGUACGUGGAAUACCGAAAGCGGACGGGGACGAGGAUUCCGUUCGUUCCUUGA
Lecanosticta acicola is the source of this 1038-nucleotide messenger RNA. The record is from the annotation of a GenBank genome assembly. Lineage: Eukaryota; Fungi; Ascomycota; Dothideomycetes; Mycosphaerellales; Mycosphaerellaceae.